AUGGUCAACCGCGGGCGCUCUGGAGGCUGCGUAACGUGCAAGGAACGCCGCGUCAAAUGCGACGAGGCGAAGCCUGAGUGCCGAUCUUGCCAGCGCCUAAAGCUUCGCUGCGGGGGCUACAACAGACCUAAGCCAAAGCCCAAGGAUGCCAAACUAAAGUUCAGAGACCAGAACUACAAGUUCUGCACCAACACCAACCAACACGACCGGGAUGUCGUCAAGGCUGCCACUAGCCCUAGCCCAUCGUCUGGGUCUGAUGUUCAGGACCGGGAGGUUGUGAGGGCCUUGACUUCACGGCGGCUCUCUGAGCCCGACACCGCCGUGCCCUUCUUUCUCGGUCAUUACGCUAGAAUAGGCCGCGAUAUGGGAUCCACUCGAGGCUUCUUCGAAAUGCUCAUUCCGGCCUACUUGUCGCAGCAGCAAGAAUCGGCCCUCUCGCUCGCUGUCUCGGCGUUGGCUUCAGAGAUCUUGUCCAUGUGGCGGGGAGAAGUCAACAGCUUCCGAUCCUCAUGCAAGUCUUACACCCGGGCAAUCACACGCCUUCGGACCGCAAUACAGGAUCCCACAGAACGUGCCAAGCCAGCAACUAUGCUAGCCAUACUGGUGCUGCAGACAUACGAGAAUGCGUCUGCGGUAUAUGAUCUUCGCAGGGCCUCAAGCAUGCACCACAACGGCGCAGCGUCUUUGCUCUCGUUUGUGGACACAGACGCUAUGGACGGGACGGUGCGCGCCUACUUACGAAAAUUCAUGCUACACACCGAGGUUUCAACGGCGAUGCGUCAGAAGAAGCCAUUAAAGAAUAUCGCAUACUCGUGGAUUGAGACCAAGGAUACGAUGGCUGUGCCAGACAACCCCAGCUCAGCUCUGGAUGCCAUAGGGGCGUCAGUUGCCGAGCUGCAGGCCAGUUAUACGCAAUUUGUGACACAGGGUGGCUCCGCGAUGUCGUUAGAGCGCCUGAAAGAGUGGAGGGCCGAGGCAAGAAGAAUUGACGCAGAGCUUCUGGCGUGGGCGGGAAACGUACCGGAUCACUGGAGGCCGUUAAGGCUGAUGAGUGGUCGGGAUAUCGAUUCGUCCAUACCCACCUACCAGUCUAUCUGUGAGGUGUAUCCUUCGUGCCAAAUUGCCAGCAUUUGGAACCUAUGGCGCUUCCAACGCCUUGUGCUAGCCAAGAUCACACUUGGCUCCCUUGAUGCAUUCUCAGAUCUAAGCCGCUUUAGCUCCGCAUACGAGCAGUUCCUCGACAACCCAACAGAUUUCGUCAACUGCCAGCAAACACUGCAAGAAGUGGUUGACAGCGUGUGCUACAGCAUACCCUUCCACCUUGGCAACCGAACCACCCGGUCCAGCCUCGCGGACUUCACUGAUCCGACGAUUCUGCUCCCUAGUCAGGGUAGUCUCGAUGGGGUAAUAUCGAGCGACGACCACAGACGUCAUGUCAUCGCGCAAGGGCCGUGGCGUGCCAUGCACCCGCUGAGCCGCUGUUUGACGCUCUUCUCGGAAGAUGACGGCGAGGUGAUAGCGAGCCUGCUUAGAGCUGGACAGCGGGAGUGGAUCCGCGACCAGUUCCUGCGUGUCGCCACGCUGCUGAAUCUUCCGACCGAGCCGGGCAAUGGUAUUGAGGUAUCGGGAUCGACGGGAGAGUCUGCAGAUGCCAAGGCGGAGUAUCUAGCCAGGGAGAUUAGGAAGGGUGCGAUUCUUAUGAGUGGGCCGUAA
Molecule: messenger RNA, 1713 nt
Organism: Fusarium falciforme
Lineage: Eukaryota; Fungi; Ascomycota; Sordariomycetes; Hypocreales; Nectriaceae
Exons: 1
Coding region: 1-1713 (570 amino acids)
Biological process (GO): regulation of DNA-templated transcription
Molecular function (GO): DNA-binding transcription factor activity, RNA polymerase II-specific; zinc ion binding
Source: RefSeq, a predicted model, not a curated record